Messenger RNA from Plutella xylostella (diamondback moth), 2225 nucleotides. The record is from RefSeq and is a predicted model, not a curated record. Lineage: Eukaryota; Metazoa; Arthropoda; Insecta; Lepidoptera; Plutellidae.
AUAAGUUAGAUAGGCUAUAUAUACACAGUUUUGCUUAAAAUCAGUAACUCUGUAAUAAGUUAGUUAGGUCAUUAUAAACAGUCUGACUUCAAAAUCAGUUAUUCUGUAAUAAGUCCAAAGUAGACAUAAUAAUUAGGUAAUUACUUCAAAAUCAGUAAUUUCCCAAUACCUUAUUGAUAAUUAUUUUACAAUUGUGUGUUUUACAACUUUUACAUUUUUUCCUUGCUUUUACUUACUGUAUAUUUUUCUUGUGUAACUUUUUAUUGUGUGUAUUUUCAUUGUGUGUUUAAAUCGUGUAAAAUGGCUACUCUCACGCCUAUACCAGCAGAGAUGCUAAAGUUGAUCCCCAUGUUUAAUGGAGACAAACGUCUCUUAAAUCUGUUCCUAAGAAAAUGUGAAUACGUCAUAGCCAAGUAUAGAGGCAACGAUACACAAAAUUUAUACCUGUAUCACUCUAUAACGAGUAGGUUAACUGAUGACGCGGCUGCAUUAGUUUCCGAGCGAGAAGAUGUAGACACUUGGUCUGCAUUAAAAUCCCUCCUAGUUCAACAUUUUGGUGACCCACGUAGCGAGGAAUGUAUCGCUAUUGAGCUAGAGACCCUAAAGUUAAAGGCUAACGAGCCCUACACCGAGUUUUGUAAUAGAAUCCAAACAGUGCGCUCCAUAUUAUUCUCAAAGGUGAACGAGUUAACUGAUGAGAAUACGAAGCGUAGCAAGAUCGCCAUAUAUAAUAAUACAGCCCUAAACGUAUUUUUAUACAGUUUGCCUGAAAAUAUGGUUAGGAUUGUAAGAUUAAAAGGUCCCGACACGUUGGAAAAUGCAUUGUCUAUUGUGCUAGAGGAAGUAAACUUCCAUGACCAGUAUAACAUGAGAAAUAAAUUAUUGAAUAACCACCAUAAUCUAACGUCUAAGUCAUCACAACCGACUACGCAACCCCAAAACUCAUCUAAAUUUGGUACAUCUGCCCCAGGAUUUGUACAUAACAGUUUUAAGCCACCAUUUAACAAUUGCCAAACCCCUAAUUUCAAGUUUGGCAUUCCCAACCAAAAUAGGAUGAUGCUCCCUCAGAGCAACAAUGUAGGAUAUAAACCCAACUUUGGGUACAGGCCAAAUUUACCCCAGCAGACAGGUUAUAGACCUCAAUUUGGUGUUAAACCUCAGUUUGGCAUCCCUAAUCAAAACUCAUUCAAACCCCAACAGUUUGGAAAUAGGCCUCAGACUAACCAACAGUUUGGUUAUAAACCGAACUUCAAUAUUCCAAAGAAUUACACAGAUGUGUCCAUGAGAACAGCAUCGGCAAUUAAACCGGCCCAACAACAAACCGGUGGAUUUCGUCUUAACGAGGUCCAUAUGACCGACGACCCAUCGCCACAAGGCGAACAAUACGAACACGUGUCCGACAAUCAACACGAGUUCCAGGAAUCGUACGACUACGAUUACAGUAUGACCAACGAAUACAUACAGACUGACCAACAUUUAAACGAAAAUACUUCCACGGACGAGCCCGUUGAAAAUUUUCACAUACUAGCCUCAGACCCUAUACAGAAAUGAUUCAACUUAAUUGUGACCCUAACCUUAAACUACCCCAUAUAUACAUCCCCGAGAUAGACUCUGUAUUUAUGAUAGACACAGGUAGUACACGUUCUUUUAUCAGUCCCGAUAAAGCAAACGAAUAUUACUCCGCGUACAAAUACGUUGAACCAUUCAAAGUGGUUAGCACUCAUGCUACAAGUCAACACAGUGAAGUUAUCAGCAUACCCCUUAUGCCCACGUUCUGUAGUAAUCAAGAACAUAAAUUUUACAUUUACAAUGUUGACUCUAGAUACGACGGCCUCAUUGGUAGCGACCUUCUCAAAGAGCUAGAAGCUUCGGUCGAUAUGAAAGAUCAAAUCUUGCAUACAAGAUCUACCUCAAUACCAAUUAUUUAUAACCCGGCCCCAUACAAUGUCAAAAUUCACGCUAGAUCAGAGCAACGCGUAAAACUCCCGACAGAUCAAUACUCUGGCCACGCGAUUCUGAACUUUAAGGAGUUCUGCCCCGGCGUUCGUAUGCCUACCGCGAUAGUAGAAUGUAACAACGGUUACGCAACAACCAUCAUACAAAAUUUGACAGACAAAGACAUAACGAUAGGAAUUACAAGACCAUUUUUAACCAGUACCUUUAUUGAAGACACUUUGUGUGACGUAAACUAUACCACGCAACAAGAUAUAGAAAUAGACAAAAUC